GAAAACAAAAGGGAAGGUCUUUACUUUGAAAAACUCUUUAAUUCAAAAGCUCCACAACAACACAACAUAUUGCAUAUUUUUCAAUUCAUUUUCUCUCUUUCUUCUUGUCUUUUCUAUGCCUUCCUUUUCUUUACCAGCUCCCUCCUUCAAUUUUCCUCUCCAAAACCCUAGAUUUGAAAUAAUCUAGGGCUUUCUUUUUUUCUCAAGGUGCUAUAAAUUCUUAAGUUGGUGUAACUGUCCUGUUUCUUUUAUUCUCCUUCACAUUUGAUUUCAUUAUUAAAUGGUGAAAGUGGAAAAUCUUGCUUUUUAACUUCAUUUUUACUCUUUUGCUAGUUGGGUUUUUGUUGGAUUUCUCGUUGGGUUGUUUCGAUUCUCUCUCCAUAGACAAAAACCCCUGUAAAACCCAUGUUCUGAAAUUCUUUUGUGUUGAUAUUUUAAUGAUUUGGGGUUAAGGCUUUUCAUUUUAUCGUCUUUUCUCAGUCUUUUCCAAACUAAAAAUUUGAGAUUUUUGUUUUCUCAGCAUUUCCCCUGGUAAGAGAAAAACCCUCGCAAAACCCCUUUCAUCAACUGUCUUUUUUGGCUCUGUCCUUCGUCUAAUCCCCAAAAUAUUUGAUUUAGUUAGAAGUUAGGGUUAAAAGUUCCCAAAGAUACUAGCUUUAGCUAACCAAGGGAGGUAGGAAUUAACUAGAAAGAAAAAGGUGAUCUUUUCGCUAUUGUGAUCUUGCAUUACUGCUCUUAGUAAAUGCAUGGAUGGAAGAGAAGCAAUGGCAUUAGCUAGUGGGUCAACACCAUAUUACAUUCAUAGAGGAGGUGGGGUUGGUGGGUCUGGGUCUGGAUCGCAAGCUGGUGGAUUUCAUUCUCCACCAGGGUUCAGACCCUUGGCAAACCCAAAUCUACUAGCUCAUUCCAAUACCAGACCAGGUUCAUCUGGGUCAUCAUUUUCAAUAGAGCCGUCAAAUAUCAAUUUUGUUCAUGGCAUGAACGUAGCUGUGCCCUCUGGGCUGCCUGUGGGUGAACCAGUGAAGAAGAAAAGAGGGAGACCCCGGAAAUAUGCCCCGGAUGGGCAGGUUUCUCUGGGUUUGUCUCCAUUGCCAGUAAAACCUAAGCCCUCUUCAGGGCAGGAUCCAUUGAGCCCUAAACGGGCUAGAGGUAGGCCACCUGGAACUGGGAGAAAGCAGCAAUUGGCUCUUCUUGGUGAGUGGAUGAAUAGUUCUGCUGGAAUAGCUUUUUCACCACAUGUCAUCCGCAUUGGAGUUGGAGAGGAUAUUGUUGCAAAAGUACUAUCAUUUGCCCAACAAAGGCCGAGGGCACUUUGCAUCUUGUCUGGAACUGGUACAGUUUCUUCUGUAACACUACGUCAGCCAGCAUCUUCAGGGCCCACUCUUACAUUUGAGGGCCGUUUUGAGAUAUUAUGCUUGUCUGGUUCUUAUUUGGUUGCUGAAGAUGGUGGCCCUCGGAAUCGCACUGGUGGUAUUAGUGCUUCUCUUUCCAGUCCUGACGGUCAUGUCAUCGGAGGAGCAAUUGGAAUGCUUAUUGCAGCUGGUCCAGUCCAGGUGGUGGCAUGUAGCUUUGUACAUGGAGCUUCUAAAGUUAAGGACAAACCAGUUGGCCGUCCCAAAAUUAAUAAGGAAUCUGCAUCCCAUUCUGGUGAUAAAUCGGUUACCCCAAAACCAACUCUGCCUACAAAUGUACCGCAAAGUUUCACUCCCUCCCCGAUGCACGUUUGGCCCAUUUCACGGUCAGUUGACCUGAGAAACCCUCACAGCGACAUUGACUUGAUGCGAGGAUAACUGCUGCAACAGACACAUGGCAAUUUUUGUACAUAUGUGUUGUUGUAUAUGUACUGAAUCUAUGAUAGUUUUAAACAUUUUCAAGUUCCACCUGCUGCUAGGGGUUCCUGUCCAAUGUGUUUGUGCUAACUUAGUCUGUAACAAUCAUCAUUUUUAAGUUACAAUGGAAACUUGUGAAAAGAUUUUCUUGUAGUCUGGAGGACAAAUCUGUCAGUAGAAAAAGUAUAAUCACUAUUCCAGGCUAUUGCCUGUCAUUCUUUGGA
Molecule: messenger RNA, 2053 nt
Organism: Ricinus communis (castor bean)
Lineage: Eukaryota; Viridiplantae; Streptophyta; Magnoliopsida; Malpighiales; Euphorbiaceae
Product: AT-hook motif nuclear-localized protein 5
Exons: 5
Coding region: 747-1790 (347 amino acids)
Molecular function (GO): minor groove of adenine-thymine-rich DNA binding
Source: RefSeq, a predicted model, not a curated record